AUGACUGCUACUGAAACUGUCACUUCACUUGAAACUGCAUCAUUACUUGGUAUUAUAGGUAUAGGUCUGAUAUUAGGUCUAAUCCAUGUACUUACAGGUCCUGAUCAUUUAAGUGCACUUAUUGUAUUGAGUGCUGGUUCCUCAUGGCGUUCAUGUCAAUUGGGUAUACGCUGGGGUUGUGGUCACUCAAGUGGACUUAUUCUUGUAACCAUGUGUUUUCUAUUGCUUAAUCAGCACUUGGACGUUAAUACGUUUGGUACCUAUUGUGAUUUUAUGGUCGGAUUUCUUAUGAUAGGACUUGGACUAUGGAGUUUUCGCUACUAUUGGCUUCUACGUCGUACAUUGAAGCUCAAGAAAGAUCAAGAGACUGGAGAGAAUACACAUUUGACACAUCAAAAAGAACAAAGAUACGAUCAUGACAGUGAUUCAGAAGUCCAAAAGAUAUUGCACAAUCAUCAUCGAGACCAUGAAGGUCUUCCAAUGUCUGCCAAUGAACAAAUGACGGUCAACACUUGCUGUUUUGGCCUUGUGAAGACGGAUAUCAAGAACCCAAGCACUCAAAAGCUUACGGCGUUUGCCUAUGGGACUGCUCAUGGUCUAGCGGGUACAGGAGGUAUCUUAGGUGUACUACCAGCUGUGAUCCUCAAUGACUGGGCCAAGUCGUCCGCUUACCUCGGCGCGUUCUGUCUGUCCUCCAUCCUGACAAUGGGCGGAUUCGCGGCACUCUAUGGAGAGCUUACGGGUCGCAUGAGCCGCUUCUCGGACUCAUCACUUGUGCGCGUCGGCAUCUUCUCAUCCUGCGUGUCGCUAUCUGUAGGCAUCAUGUGGGUCAUUCUCGUCUCGACAGGAACGUUGGAUGAGGUCUUUGGAUAA
Messenger RNA from Peronospora belbahrii, 873 nucleotides. Lineage: Eukaryota; Oomycota; Peronosporomycetes; Peronosporales; Peronosporaceae. The record is from the annotation of a GenBank genome assembly.